AUGGCUCGUGCUCUCAACAAAGUUCACAAGCAGAUAUCCAAGAAGCGAGGAGGCAAGCCGAACGCUCUGCAUGAGAAUAGUCGAGAUGCACAACGGCUCCGACGAGCAGGAGCAAGGGAAGAGAAGCUGGCACGGUUGAUGGAUGCAGCAGUCAAGGCCAAUCAAGUCUAUGUGGAACGGGUGGCAUGGUUCAAGUCAGCUUUGCAAGGCUCCACAGGAGUGUUGACGGACGAAGAAAUGCAACUACUCACGCAGAGCUUUAUCGAGCGUGAGGAUGAAGAACUAGCCGAAGCCAAACAACAGCGUCGACCGGGAAGACCACCGACCAAGCAGGAAGAGAAAAUCAGCCACCGAAAAGAAGUCGAAGAACGCGAAUUCCGUGCCGGGUUCUGGGUCCCUGAACUUCGGAACGAGGAAAGCCGAAGGAAGGUUGAGAGAUGGGCUGGGGAAUGGGGGGGAUUGAACACGCUGGAUUUUGUUCGCGUUGUUAAGUCGGGCGACAUCAGACCUUCAAGCUUCCCUCCUAAGGCACUCUCAUGA
Fonsecaea erecta is the source of this 540-nucleotide messenger RNA. RefSeq lists its product as hypothetical. Lineage: Eukaryota; Fungi; Ascomycota; Eurotiomycetes; Chaetothyriales; Herpotrichiellaceae. Gene Ontology annotation, cellular component: nucleus. The transcript has 3 exons. Bases 1 to 540 code for a protein of 179 amino acids. The record is from RefSeq and is a predicted model, not a curated record.